Molecule: messenger RNA, 1989 nt
Organism: Drosophila ananassae
Lineage: Eukaryota; Metazoa; Arthropoda; Insecta; Diptera; Drosophilidae
Product: fringe glycosyltransferase
Exons: 7
Coding region: 207-1448 (413 amino acids)
Biological process (GO): pattern specification process; regulation of Notch signaling pathway
Cellular component (GO): Golgi membrane
Molecular function (GO): O-fucosylpeptide 3-beta-N-acetylglucosaminyltransferase activity
Source: RefSeq, a predicted model, not a curated record
UGCGAAUGAGUGGUUCAAAUUUCAACUCUCCGCUGGCCGAGACAGACGUGUGCGCGCGCGUACCGAAGGAUUCGAUCGUAAACCCAAUACCCCUCUGUAAAAAGAACGAGAAUUGUGAACCCCUUAAAUAGAAUAAAGAUUAACUAAAGAAAGUGAUCAAGUGACCGACCAAAGAGGCAUCGAUGUGCGCGUAGUGGCUUGACCGUAUGAUGAGCCUGACUGUGCUCUCCUUGCCGCAAAAGUUCAAGCGCCUCCUGCAAGCCAUGAUGUUAGCCGUCGCCGUGGUCUAUAUGACUCUCCUGCUCUACCAGAGCGCCUACGGAUAUCCGGGCAUUCAAAUGUCCCAUAGCCAAGUGGAUGGCCUGGCCAAUGAACCCCUCGGCCCCACCAACCAAGAUCAGCUGCUCCAGGAGUACGUGCAGUCCUCCACGCCCACCCAGCCGGGAGCUGGAGCUCCGGCCGCCUCGCCCACCACCGUCAUCAUCCGCAAGGACAUCCGCAGCUUCAACUUCAGCGAUAUCGAGGUCAGCGAACGGCCCACCGCCACCCUGCUGACGGAGCUGGCCAGGCGCAGUCGGAACGGGGAGCUGCUCCGCGAUCUGUCCCAGAGAGCGGUUACCGCGACGCCCCAGCCGCCGGUCACCGAGCUGGAUGACAUUUUCAUCAGCGUGAAGACGACGAAGAACUAUCACGACACCCGGCUGGCGCUGAUCAUCAAGACCUGGUUCCAGUUGGCCCGCGAUCAGACCUGGUUCUUCACCGACACCGAUGAUCGCUACUACCAGGAGAAGACAAAGGGCCACCUCAUCAACACGAAAUGCUCGCAGGGCCACUUUCGCAAGGCGCUUUGCUGCAAGAUGUCCGCCGAAUUGGACGUCUUCCUCGAGAGCGGCAAGAAAUGGUUCUGUCACUUUGACGAUGACAACUAUGUCAAUGUGCCCAGGCUGGUGAAGCUCCUGGACGAGUACAGUCCCAGCGUGGACUGGUAUCUGGGCAAGCCGAGCAUCUCGUCGCCGCUGGAGAUCCACUUGGACAGCAAGAACACGACAACGAACAAGAAGAUAACCUUCUGGUUCGCCACUGGCGGCGCUGGCUUCUGUCUUAGCCGGGCCCUGACGCUCAAGAUGCUGCCCAUAGCAGGUGGUGGCAAGUUCAUCAGUAUCGGCGACAAGAUACGUUUUCCGGAUGAUGUGACGAUGGGUUUCAUAAUCGAACACUUGUUGAAAGUGCCACUGACUGUGGUGGACAACUUCCACUCACAUUUGGAGCCCAUGGAGUUCAUUCGCCAGGACACGUUCCAGGACCAGGUGUCCUUCAGCUACGCCCACAUGAAGAACCAGUGGAACGUAAUCAAGGUGGACGGCUUCGAUCUCAAGACGGAUCCCAAGCGGUUCUACUCCCUGCACUGCCAACUGUUCCCCUACUUCAGUUUCUGCCCGCCCAGAUGAUCUGGGUCCAGGAUCCCGAUCCAGGAUCCAUCCCUCCCGGAGGAUCCCCAAUUGGCUGUUGCAGGCGCACGUCUGCCCAGGGCAGGCGUCAAAACCAAUCUCGCCACUGUGAUCUAAAAUUAAGUGUAUACGAGCUAACGAAUCGGUUCUUUGUGUAUAUAUCUCAAGAUGUAUUAUUUAACAGCUUCCGGCUGGAAAGGUGUGCUUCCUAAAGGUCUAAGUUUUACUUUAGUCUUAAGUCUGACGCAAUUCCAACACACUUCCAAGUGCUUCCCUAUAGCGUUACACCGAUUCUUCCGAUCGACUUAGUGACUAACAUAUAUAGUUAAAUUAAUGGUCUAGUCUAUGUUUAAGUUAACUUGGCUUCCGAGAGACCGACCACUCGACCCUCUUUUGUGCAUAACUGUAAAGCAGUCUAAUAUCGGCCUAAACUAGCAAUAUGCGUGUAUAUAGUAGACCCUAUUGUCCUUGUGUUUUACAAAAAAAUUGUUAAUCUUUAGUUGGCUUAAAUAAAAUAAAACAUAUUAUUGCAAAUGAUAAA